Racocetra persica is the source of this 661-nucleotide messenger RNA. Lineage: Eukaryota; Fungi; Glomeromycota; Glomeromycetes; Diversisporales; Gigasporaceae. The record is from the annotation of a GenBank genome assembly.
UUUCCGAGGAGGAAAAAAAUGCCUACUCCGCUCGCCAAAAUGAGGUUGACGCAUUGCUGACCGAGGCCGAAAAUCUCCAACUGGCGGCUGAUGACCCCUGGCAAAAUUUCCCGACAGCCAUUAAAGAACACACAACCCAAGAAGCGAUUGAAAACCAGGAAAAAGAAGCCUAUCAGCAUAUUUUAACCCAAUUCAAAGCAAAAGUCAAACAAGAAUUAGGAGCCGCCCAAAAGGAUGGGGAAUACUCGCCAAUCGAUGAUAGCCAGAACUUCAUCGCCGUAAAAUCGGCCCGAACCAGCAUUAAGCAAAGCCGGGAAAACUCCGAUUCAUCGGACAAUAACGAAAGGGGGAAAAAUCCCGUUGACAACAACAAAAAUCAAAAAAAUAAAUUCGACUAUUCUCAACUAAUAAUGAUUGCUGUUGCGAUUGUGGCCGGUACCGGACAAGCGUGGGUCAGAACCAACAGCGGGAAAGAAAAGAGUCUUCGCGAUUAUUUUUAUAUGGAGCCUUCGCUUUGCGAGGACAUUCUUCAGCCGCUCAAAUUGUUUAACAAGGAAAAUGAUUUUGACUUUUUUGCUCGAGUAAAAGGCAGCGGCCCGCAAAGUCAAGCCGGGGCAAUUAGAUUGGCAUUGGCCCGGGCGCUAUUAAAAGUUUCCCCGGA